UCAUUAAAUUCUUUAGUUUACAGCAUUUGACUAAUUACAGAUUAUAAAUGUUGAUAAUGUAUAUAUAUUAUAGAAUUACCAUAAAACAAAAAUUCUGCUGCCAUUGACUGAUUUAUUAAAUGUAUCAAAAUGUGGUCACAUCAUCAAAUUGUGGCAUUUGUUCUAACAUAUUGUGUGUAUACAAUAUUUCAUGCAUCAAGAAAGGCUUACAGUGAUUCUAAAGAUUCAUUUUCAAAAGAAUGGACCCCACUAUCAUGUAAUUUAUCAUGGCCUUGCCCGAGGCCUGAAGAAAUAUGGGAGGACAGACAAUUGUUCUCAAGCUAUGCAUCAGCAGAACCCUUUCUUGGGCUCUUGGAUUCUUUAUUUUUAGUCUCUUAUGCUAUUGGAAUGUAUUUUACAAGCUUUCUUGCUGACAGAGUGGAACUGCGAAAAGCAUUGGCCAUAGCAAUGUUUUUAUCUGGCAUACUUUUAUUUUGUUUUGGGGUUUUAACUCAAAUAUUACACUUUUACAAUAAAGGAUUUUACAUAUCCUUGUGGAUUUUACAGGGAAUUAUACAAUCAGUGGGUUGGCCAACUUGUGUUGCAGUUGUUGGCAAUUGGUUUGGUAAAUCUGGAAGAGGCCUUGUGUUUGGAAUUUGGGCAUCAUGUGCAUCGGUUGGUAAUGUUAUUGGAAAUGUCAUCACAUCUUCAGUUAUUAAUUAUGGUUAUGAAUAUGCAUUUCUUACCAUAUCUGUUAUGAUGUUGGGUGGAGGACUGGUCGUGGUGUUCGGCCUUGUGAAUUCACCUCUUGAAGUAGGUCUUCCUCCACCGGUUGAGACAGAAUCUUUGGAUAGAAGAACUCUAGAUGAUGAAGAUUCCCAACCUCUUGAAGAUGAUUCCAAUUCUGAAGACGAUAUGAAUGUACCUACUAAUGCAAUUUUGGAGACUGUAGAUAAAGACAAUGCACUUACAAAUACCACAUUGGAAAAUGAAAACACUGAAAUUGUAAUGUUGUCUAAUAAUCAUCAAAAGGAAUCCCAACCAUUGUCUUUUCUAAAUGCUCUAUUCUUACCUGGAGUUAUACCUUAUUCUCUCAGCUUCGCGUGCUUGAAAUUAGUCAACUAUGCAUUUCUUUUCUGGCUACCGUAUUAUUUAACCAAUCAUUUCCAGUGGGAUGAUUCACUUGCAUCUAGUGUCUCCACAUGGUAUGAUGUAGGAGGAAUAGCUGGUGGAAUUAUUGCAGGUGUACUGUCAGAUGUUUUCAAAACUCGAAGCUUAGUUUUAUUUUUCAUGCUUCUUGGUUCACCUUUUGCAUUGUGGGGAUAUAAAUCAUCGCCAAAUGAUGUUGUCAUUAACAGUAUAUUGAUGUCCAUUGUUGGAUUCUUAAUCAAUGGUGUAUCAAAUAUUUUAUCUUCUGCAAUUGCUGUAGAUAUCGCAAAACGGGAAGCUGUUGGUGAACACUCUCUAGCAACUGUAACAGGGAUUAUAGAUGGAACUGGAAGCCUUGGUGCAGCAAUUGGUCAAUACCUUGUAGCCGUUAUACAAUCAAAUUAUGGUUGGAAUUGGGUUUUCAAUUUGUUUAUUAUUUCCAAUGUAACAAGCUUGAUAUGCCUUUUUCCAAUUUUUUAUAAUGAUUUUGUGAAGCAUUCUGCUUGUGCCAAUCGUUUAUUCGAAAGGUUACUCUCAUUUCGUUCAAGCUAUCGAAGAAUUGAUGAAAACUAGUGUAGCUUGUAUUGCUUUUGUAUGUUAUGUAUUAAAAAGAUCUUGGAUUUGUGUAUAAUAAUAUAUACUGUAUGUUUAUGUAGUGAUAUAUGUGACUUGUAAUACUAAUAAUGUGUCAAUAAAAAUGUGAUUUGAUAACCUAUAGCCUCUGCGCUCUACCGCAUGUAUAAGGAUCUUGCCAUAUUUUGGAUGUUUUUUUUCUGUAAUGUGUUGUUACUAUGUAUAAUGUAUGCCUUUUCAUGUUGGGGAUUAUGAGUUGAAUAUUAUGGAUUUAAUUGCCAAAUUAAUAAAUUGGUCAUUUCUAUAUAGCAAGACUUUGUAUCUCGCUUUGAUUAAUGUUAUGUAUAAAAUAGAGACUACUAUGAUGACUACUAUAUUUACUAUUCACGGUAUAUAAUAACCCUUUCCCAGAGUCAGAUAAUUUGUUUGUUUACUUCAUUCGUUCAACUCAAUUGUGAAACUGAUGUUAUGAUUCCUAUUUUGACUGAUAGUAUUUUUAUUUUUCCUCAUAUUAUUAAAGUGCAAUUUUUAUUUCUUGAAGUCAUAUUGGUACUCAACAUUCAUUUCAG
Messenger RNA from Styela clava, 2270 nucleotides. Its product is annotated as sugar phosphate exchanger 3-like. The record is from RefSeq and is a predicted model, not a curated record. Gene Ontology annotation, biological process: transmembrane transport. Gene Ontology annotation, cellular component: endoplasmic reticulum membrane. Gene Ontology annotation, molecular function: transmembrane transporter activity. NCBI's taxonomy places the organism in Eukaryota, Metazoa, Chordata, Ascidiacea, Stolidobranchia, Styelidae.